Molecule: messenger RNA, 926 nt
Organism: Opisthocomus hoazin
Lineage: Eukaryota; Metazoa; Chordata; Aves; Opisthocomiformes; Opisthocomidae
Source: RefSeq, a predicted model, not a curated record
AUUUUAUUCGCUCCGAACGGCUUUGGACAGUUUUGCUUGGGUUUAAACGCGAACUACAUCUCCCGUCAGUACCCGCGCCGACUCGCGUCGCCUCGCUCCUUGCGCAAGCGCGCAUUGCAUCACGGGAGAUGUAGUCCUCCUCCCCGUGCCCUAGGGCCGCGCUCCGGAAGUGACUCGAUGGCCCCGGGGGUACAGGCAGCUCCCCAACAAGUGGCGGAAGACAAAUUUGUAUUUGAUUUACCGGACUAUGAAAACAUCAACCAUGUAGUGGUCUUCAUGCUGGGAACGAUUCCAUUUCCAGAAGGAAUGGGAGGAUCUGUCUAUUUUUGUUAUCCGGACCAGAGUGGGAUGGCGGUGUGGCAGCUGCUGGGGUUUGUCACUAAUGAGAAGCCGAGUGCCAUCUUCAAAAUUUCUGGUCUGAAAUCUGGGAAGGGAAGUCAACAUCCCUUUGGUGCCAUGAACCUCCCUCAGACGCCAACGGUCGCCCAGAUUGGAAUCUCAGUGGAACUGCUGGAGAACCUGGCCCAGCAGACUCCUGUUGCAAGUGCUGCUGUGUCAUCAGUAGAUUCAUUCACAGAGUUCACUCAGAAGAUGUUGGAUAACUUCUAUAACUUUGCUUCCUCGUUUGCUGUUACUCAGGCACAGAUGACCCCAAAUCCUUCUGAAGCUUUCAUCCCUGCAAAUGUAGUUCUGAAAUGGUAUGAGAACUUCCAAAGACGUCUGACACAGAACCCUCUCUUCUGGAAAACAUAAGCUUAAAUUAAUGGUGUCAUCUGAAGUGCUUUCUAAGCAGUGCUGUCUGAAAGGUGCACCAAGCAACUCUGGUGAGGAAUUUUGGGGGAAAAAAACGAUUAGUCUGAAUAGACAAACUUGUAACUUUUGUAUUACUCCUGAAAAUUAUUUAAAAUUAAAAUCCGUGAAAACUA